UAACAUCGUGUCUCUAUGUUUUUUGGAGAAAAUAUUCGCAUUUUCAUCGAUUUGAAAAUUUGGAGAGAUUUACUAAUCAUCGUGUAACCAGUGGGAGAUAAAGGGAUGGAGGGGGAUUAAAUAAGGCAACAGCUUGGCAGAAAUUCACCGAAUGUUCGGCUGAUGGAUAUAUAAAGGGAUCCUGUGCCCCAUCUUGCAAGUCAGUGUAGCGAGGACCUCUUGCGGAAGAAUUACAAUUCUUUUUUCAGAUUUUGUAGAUAAAGAAUCAAGAUGAACAAGCUGAUUAUCGUAUUCUGUGCCCUCGCUUCCAUGACAACCGCCGCCUCUUUAGCCGGAUACACCAUCCCCAUUCCCAUUUUGAGACAGAGCUUGGACGGUCCAAAUCCAGAUGGAAGUUACAGUUACAGCUACGAGACGGCGAAUGGCAUCCAGGCGCAGGAAAUCGGAUACGUUAACUAUGUGGGCACCCAGACGGAGGCACGUGCGGUCCAACAGGCCCAGGGUAGUUACACUUUCACCGCGCCGAACGGUGAAGUUGUCCAAGUGAACUACGUGGCUAACGAGAACGGAUUCCAACCCCAGGGUAGUCACAUCCCCCAAACACCACCGGCCAUCCUCAAGGCGCUCGAGUACAACGCAGCUCACCCCGAGCAGAAUAACUACGGCGCGCAAUGAAACGACGGGAUGAACGAAAGAAAAGGAUCGGUCUCGAACCUCCUCGAUGAUUACUACAAUAUUUGAGCCAAAGUUUGGGAAAGAAGGGAAAUCGAACGUUCUCCUUUUUUGUUCGAAAGGAUUUGCUCGAUUGUGUCCUUCUGAAAAGAAGAAGUGGAGAGAGGAGAUUUGAAACUAGAUCCUCAUGUUAUUUUUUUUUUUAACCUAUGAGUUAUUAGAUUUCUUAUUUUUUUACACGGAGAAAUUGUGAAACAACGCACAGAAUUAUUGUAAAUAAAUUGUAUAUUCGAAUUUUUAA
This is a messenger RNA of Apis dorsata (giant honeybee), 973 nucleotides long. Its product is annotated as larval cuticle protein 65Ag1-like. The record is from RefSeq and is a predicted model, not a curated record. The transcript has 3 exons. Gene Ontology annotation, molecular function: structural constituent of chitin-based larval cuticle. Bases 271 to 675 code for a protein of 134 amino acids. NCBI's taxonomy places the organism in Eukaryota, Metazoa, Arthropoda, Insecta, Hymenoptera, Apidae. Gene Ontology annotation, cellular component: chitin-based extracellular matrix.